UUAAACAUCGUAUGUAAGCAACAACACAGCCAUAACUUGUCAUUACAAAGUUAAGAAAUCAGCAAUGCUACUUCUUCUUUAUAUGUCAAUCAGUUUUAGCAAAAGUGAGGUGAUCAGAGAGAAAACUAUCCAAGGCUUUCAAUAGUAUAGAUCUCUUAGUGGAUGCCACUUUCAGCAAAUGGAUGAGUUGGAGGUAGGAGAAAAGGAGACAAGAAGCCAAAAGGUGCCUGUUCCGAGAGGUGUCCACGAAGGAGAAGUAUUUGAUGAUGACAGACACAGAACUAAAAAAGAAAGAAAAAGCAAAAGCCAAGUGAUUAGUAGGAGCAAUGCAAGUUUGGUAUUUUCCUUUAACCAAUUAGUAAAGCUACCAAGAUUCCUCAAUAGAGACCCCCCUCUCACAGCAAAGAAGAUACCAAGCUUCAUUAACCUUCAAGCUCCUCCACAAUGGCAAAAGCCCCUACCCUCAUUAGCUAAAAACCUACAACACAAUCCACAUAAUAUAGGAGCAACACAACAAUCCCCAAUUCCAAAUGCUGCAUCCACCCUCCAAUUCUAGAUGCCAAGGCUAAUUAGCAAUCAGGGUGAUCGCACCCAUCCACUAGUCUGGCUCGUGGCGAUCAUUCUUGCAAUCUUAGCAGUCGCAGUGAUCAUCACAGGCAUUGUGGUGUUUGUGGUCUACAUGGUCUACAAGCCAAAAAUGCCCUACAUACAGGUAACAUAUGCAAACCUCGACAAAAUUGAAUAUGAUCAAUCUGGCCUACUCAAUAUCCAAAUGACCCUCACGGUGUUGGCUGUUAACGACAAUGUUAAGGCCGAUGCAAGCUUCUAUGAUAUAAGCUUCGGCUUGGGGUUUCAGGGUGUAAAGUUAGCAGAGCUAAGGGCUGAUCCAUUUAAUGUGCCCAUGAAUAACUCGAUGCCACUGAACUAUAUUGUUCAAUCAUCGACGAUCCCCUUGGAUGAGGGAAGGAUGGAAUCGAUGGAUGCAGCAUUGAAGCAGGAAAAAGUGCCAUUUAUGCUUUAUGGGCAUGCGAGGACGAGGUGGAAGGUGGGUAUUUUCUUGUCCAUUAAGUUCUGGCAGCAUCUCUCUUGUAAGUUAGAGUUCAAUUGGCCUGGUGGAAGCAGUAUCGGAUUGGAUUGCAGCUCCAAUUCUGACUGAUUCUCACAUUCAGAGGUUCUCUUCUAGUCAUUUUACCAUUUUUUUUUUCUUUUUUGUUGAUUUUUCUUUUUCUGUUGAAGAUUUUUCUGGUAUGUACAAUCAACUCGUGGGUUCUCUUGGUUGGCUUCAUGAUUCAUUCAUUCAA
Molecule: messenger RNA, 1301 nt
Organism: Asparagus officinalis (garden asparagus)
Lineage: Eukaryota; Viridiplantae; Streptophyta; Magnoliopsida; Asparagales; Asparagaceae
Exons: 1
Coding region: 557-1156 (199 amino acids)
Cellular component (GO): plasma membrane
Source: RefSeq, a predicted model, not a curated record